Sander lucioperca (pikeperch) is the source of this 1953-nucleotide messenger RNA. RefSeq names its product LEM domain containing 1 (gene lemd1). The coding region runs from base 201 to 1592 and encodes 463 amino acids. The record is from RefSeq and is a predicted model, not a curated record. Lineage: Eukaryota; Metazoa; Chordata; Actinopteri; Perciformes; Percidae. The transcript is spliced from 12 exons. Gene Ontology annotation, molecular function: DNA binding.
CUUGUCAGUAAUGCAAUGCAAAACUAAGUUUGCUGUCAAUCAAGUCGUUUGUUGCAGCUGUUCUCAGUUGAGUCAGUGUGAUUCUCAGACCACCGCAGAGGGUUUCUCCGAGCAGCUCUGUCGGGUUCAUCUGACUUAAAAAACGUGUUAAGUAUAACGAAUUUGAACUUUUUUUUUCCGCGUCGAUUCGUCCUUCUGACAUGCCGCGGUUUGUGGAGAACCCUUCUCACCUCUCUAAAUCUAGACUGAAGUCAGAUUUGGUAGCCCACAAUGUCGCGCUGCCACCUGCCAUGAGCAAAAAGGAGGUUUAUGUGGGGUUGCACUUGCAACACAUAGAUCACAAAAACGCGGCGGAUUUUUCUAGCGACGAGGAGGAUCAAGUAGGCCUACAAGAUGUGGCAGACAAGGAGGAGGAUACAGAGAUGCCCGACCCGAGUGGUUUGACUGAUGAUGACCUCAAGGCCGCACUGCUCGAACUCGGGGUUAAAGCUGGGCCCAUAGUCGCGUCCACCAGAGCUUUGUAUGAGAAGAAGCUAAGGAAACUGCUUCAGUCUAAUGGACAUGGCUGUCUGAAUGGAGUAGAGAAAGAUGAAUUAUACUCUGACAGUGAAGAAGAAGAGGAAGAAAAUGGGGAAGAGGAAGACAAAGAGUUGGGUUCCGAAGGAGAAAAAGAAGAGGCAGUUAAACAGUCAGACCAGGCAAAACAAGGGAGUAGCCAGGUAGAGUUGUGUUUUCAGAAUGGUGGUUUUGUUUACCCGCAGUGCUUUUUACUCUCAUCAAGGCUGCAUGCUCGUGCUUCUAGAAACAGUGAACCUAGUUCCAAGUGGAAUUCAGGGAAUGCGAUAGAAUCAUCAGAGCAGCGUCGGCCUCCCUGCUCACAGAUUCCCGUAGGAAUUAGUAGAGCAUCCUCUGUAGAUCAGCACUCGGGAUUAGGAUCAGGGUUUCCAUCUGGAUCACAAUCAGUUAUGCCCGAUGGUGAAUCAUCAAUUUCCUCUCAGGCCUUCAGCAUCACUCACAUGGUUGAGGAGAUGGAGAGUCGGAGGCCACUCUCUACUAGCUCAGACACUGAGAGAGAGUUGAAUGUGAGCAAUGUACAGAAACAUUGGUCGCGGUCCAACAGGCUGGACAUGCCAAUUGUGGACACCAUGAAGAACCAGUCCCUGUACUACACUCCCAAGGCAUCCCCUUAUAAAUGGAAAAUGAAGCUUACUCAGGAGCCUGUUAAGGAUACUUUUAAGGACAUGUUUCCAAACACUGAUGCCACGACCACAGGGAUCUACGCUACUCGUCGGAGACCUAUCAAGGGCGCAGCAGGGAGACCUGUCCAGUAUGCAUACCCAGACACUCCUGUCAGUCCCACGACCCUGGAAAAACGAGAGGUGGAGCGCCGCCUUGUGCCCAUUCAGAUACAGAUUUUGGUCUUCCUUAUUGUGACAUGCCUUCUGUACCUCAUUUAUGUCUGUGUUGAGGACAACUCAUUCGGUCCAUCUUUUGCCUUACUGGACAGUCUUUACCAAGGGUCAGACAGUGAGGAGGGGCUUUUGCUUCAGGCUGAGACACAGGACGUACCAGCACUCUCUGGACAGGAGUAACUCUGGGUUUUUUAAUCCUCUACAUUUUUUUUUUUUUGGUGAUGCAAACCAUAAUGCCCUUGUUCUGGGAUAUCUUCAUCUUAUAAUUGACUGUGUGUCUGUAUGGGAGCAAACCUCAAAGUCUAGUUUUACAGUUGUAUAUGUUUUUCUAAUCUGUGUAGUUUGCUAAACAUGGAAAUUAAGUUGAGACUUUAGAUUUUCUCAAAUGUAUUAAAAAUAAUGCUAUAUAUCUUAUAUAUUUCCUAACCCACAUUGUAUAAUGUCAUGGUGCCUUUUCAAUGAAUCUGUGUUGCUGUACGUAGCCUAUGUAUUUUUUUAAACAAUUUGAAUUUUCAAUAAAGGAUGUUUUGCUUCAUAGUUU